Molecule: messenger RNA, 1874 nt
Organism: Armigeres subalbatus
Lineage: Eukaryota; Metazoa; Arthropoda; Insecta; Diptera; Culicidae
Product: UDP-glucosyltransferase 2-like
Exons: 2
Coding region: 290-1837 (515 amino acids)
Molecular function (GO): UDP-glycosyltransferase activity
Source: RefSeq, a predicted model, not a curated record
AGCUGCACACAAUUCUGUGAUAAAAUUUGACUUUUAGCUAAGAGAAUGAGGUGGCGCAUUUUACUCAACCGACGCAUCAUCAAUCUUCAACAAUUACUGUCUCGACUCACUCCGAAUAAUUUGCUCCGGCGCGCCGUCCGUUUGUUAUCGGCCAUUGGGGCAUCACUUAGGUGUCGUCGUUCGUCUAUCAGUCAACUGCAGACUGUAAAGAAGAUAAGUCCAGCGAAAAAAAAAACGCGCGGCGCUACUGUUUUGUUUAGUUUUAUACUGAUUUAUUUAGCCGAACAUCAUGAGUGGCAUCGGUGGCUUCCUGAUACUGCUGCUAAUACUGGCGUUUAGUAGCCGUGCGGUCGUAGAUUCAGCAAAAAUUCUAUGCGUAUAUCCCAGUCCUGGUAGAUCCCAUGUGCUUAUUGGGCAGGUUCUGUUGAAGGCGCUGGCCGAACGUGGUCACCAGGUUACAAUGGUCAGUCCUUUCAAGCUUUCAAAACCAGUUCCAAACUAUAGAGAAAUCUACGUUCCCCCGGAUGACACCGUUAGCAAAUUGACAAAAAGUUUCCUAGAGAAAAAACAAAACAUCAUUAAGAGUUUGCCUACCAUGGUGCAAAGCGGACUCAAUACCGCUAACAAUACAAUCAACGAUCCUCAGUUUUUGGCCAUCAAGAACGAGCAGUUCGAUCUGGUUAUUGCAGGGUUGUUCGUCACAGAUUUCAUCAUCGGAUUUGGUUCCCAUUUCAAUGCACCAACUGUGGCACUGUGGAGUGCUGGGCUGUCUAAAUUCACAUCUGAUUUGGUGGGGAAUCCAAGGGCUGUGGACGCCGUUCCACAUAUCUUACUUGGCCAACAACAGCAGAUGGGAUUCAUGAAUCGUUUGAAGAACUUGUUAAUAGCCGCAAUGGAAAAUAUGAUCGUCGAAUACACGACAUGGAAACAACAGCCAUAUUACGACUUCAACUUUCCUUCGGAUAAAUAUCCUAGCUAUAGGGAUGUACGGAAAAACGUAUCGCUUGUGCUGUUGAAUACACAUUUUUCAAGUAGCGGGCCACGACCCUACAUACCGAACGUAAUCGAGGUUGGCGGACUGCAGAUCAAGAACAAUCCAGAUCCCCUACCCGAGGACAUCCAAAAGUGGUUGGAUGAAGCAGAACACGGCGUUAUCUAUUUCUGUUUAGGAUCAAAUCUGAAAACGUCCGACCUUCCACCGGAAAAACUUCAAAUUUUCCUCAGAGUCUUGGGUAAACAAAAGCAACGAGUACUGUUUAAAUGGGAAACGGACAGCGUUCCCAAUCAACCGAAAAAUUUCCUAACAAAGAAAUGGCUUCCACAAGAUGAUGUACUAGCUCACAAAAAUAUCGUUCUAUUUGUGGCACACGGCGGUCUGGGAGGAAUAGCCGAAGCUAGGUUCCACGCAGUCCCUGUACUAGGAAUUCCCAUUUUCGCCGAGCAGUCUUCUAACGUGUGGGCAGUAGAAAGAGAGGGCUGGGGUAAGGGGGUAGAUUACGAGACCCUCACGGAAGCAUCGUUUGAGGAUCCGUUGGCAGAGAUCCUAACGAACCCAGAAUACCGACAAAAGGUGAAGAAAUUGUCCGAAUUGUAUCGUGAUCGACCACAAACGGCAGUCGAUACAGCCAUCUAUUGGAUCGAGUACGUGAUUCGACACAAGGGAGCUCCCCACAUGCACUACCAGGGAGCAGAUCUGAACUUCUUCCAGCAACAGUUGUUGGAUGUCGUGGCUGCAUUACUUGUUAUAGUCUAUAUUUUGUUAAAACUUCUGAAAUUUGUCUUAAAAAAACUGGCUAAACUCAUUUGUCGUAGAGGUAAGAAACAGAAAACAGCUUAGAGUAAAAAAAAUAAAAGCCCGGCUAGAGAUAAUAAAA